Molecule: messenger RNA, 1448 nt
Organism: Chilo suppressalis (striped riceborer)
Lineage: Eukaryota; Metazoa; Arthropoda; Insecta; Lepidoptera; Crambidae
Source: the annotation of a GenBank genome assembly
UCAUUAAUAAAUUAAUUCGAAGCUAUCCGUGAACCAAUGGAAACGGCGUCUACGCGACUCCCCUUAUAUUUUAGUACGCAGUGACGUGACGCGAGCGCAGUCGAGUUUGGCACACAACUAGGUUACACACACGUGUUUAUCACCAAAAAGUAUUUAACAGUGACCAAGUGACAGAGACUUGAUAUCAAAAAUCGCGUUAUGGCGGAACCUGUGAACUUAACGGAAUUGAGUUCUAGUGAUUUCAAAAAGUUCUUGGAUUCAUUCGAUUACGUGUUUUCGGAUUGUGACGGCGUAAUAUGGUCAAAUGGGCCCUUACCAGGAUCGGGAGAGUUCUUCAAAAAGAUUAAACAACACGGAAAAGCGGUGCAUUAUGUAUCAAACAAUAGUUUGAGAACGAAGCAAGAUUAUGAGGACAAAUUCAAAUCUUCAGAUAUUGAAAAUGGUUUCGAAAACCUCACGAUACCAUCAGUAGCCAUAGCAGAGUAUUUAAAGUCUUUGAAUUUCAACAAAAAAAUAUACUGUGUGGCCUGUCACGAGACGGUUCAUGUACUAGAAAGAGCAGGAUUCCAAUGCUUCCUAGGACCAGACUACGGUGCUGAAUACUAUAUAGAGUACCUGCAAUAUCUGGUGGAUGAUCUUGACGUGGGAGCGGUGGUGUUUGACAGCGACUUCAGGGUGAACCUGCCGAGGCUUUACAAGGCUUUGACGUACCUUAAACGACCAGAGGUGAUAUUUAUAAGCGGAGCGACGGACAAACAUGUGCCAUAUAAGCCUGGAUGCUUGGUUUUAGGCACUGGAAUUUUCACGGACAUAGUUGUAAAUGAAACGAAACGCCAACCGGUUCAGUUGGGCAAGCCGGGUAAACUUUUCGGCGAGUUUGCGAUGAAGCGGGCGGGCGUGACUGAUCCGAGCAGAGUGCUCUUCAUUGGUGACAUAUCAGCCGAUUCGUCAUCCUCCUCGGCUCACCGGGAAAUCUCCUAGAGGCAGUUACCAAAGUGAAGGCCCUGGGGGCGUUCCUCACGGAGCUGGGCUGGCUGGAGUGAUUCCGGCUACACACCGUCCUCACCUCACGCAAAACAGGCGCCAGAAGGAAGUCAAGUUGCGGAAACGCCCGCUGCAAGAAGAAGAUAUUAUAUAUACUCCCGGACACUUCUGAUGAGGAGCUCGAUUGCGCGGGUGGUUAGCGCGUUCGGCUGCGAUCGAUGUUAAGCAACUUUCGCAGUGGUCGGUCAUUGGAUGGGUGACCAAAAAUCUUCUAUCUCGAGUUCCUCCGUGCUUCGGAAGGCACGUUAAGCCAUUGGUCCCGGCUGCAUCUGCAGUCUUUAGCACCCGCCAAUCCGCACUGAGCCCGCGUGGUGGGUCAUGGCCCAAUCUCCCUAUUCCAUCCAUAGAGAAGGCCUGUGCCCCAGCAUUACUAGGCUGAUGAUGAUGAUGAUGACACUUCUACC